Molecule: messenger RNA, 819 nt
Organism: Paraphaeosphaeria sporulosa
Lineage: Eukaryota; Fungi; Ascomycota; Dothideomycetes; Pleosporales; Didymosphaeriaceae
Exons: 1
Coding region: 1-819 (272 amino acids)
Source: RefSeq, a predicted model, not a curated record
AUGCGAGCAAUGCACACAGUGUCGAAACACCAGCUGGCGAGCAUCAGCCAGCAGCAUCUUUCGUAUUGCAAAGGACCAUUGACCCUGUCGGCAUCUAAGCCUUUAGAUUACCCCGCAAGGUACGAGGCGAGGGUUCGUUCAGGUACAACGGCUGGGUCUAGCACGAGCGAGGGGCAUGGGCGGCGUGAUGGCCGGCCUAGCGCGCUGGCGAGCGAGCGAUGCGCCCCACCGCGCGCGGCUGGCCCAAACAGGCUCGCUGGCCGACGCGGUCUCACUGCUGCUCACGUGCGCGCUCCGCUGGCGGCUGGUGGGCGGAGCGGUUCCGCGGGCAGAGUGCGCGAGGCACCGGGCGGCCGUCGUCGUUGCGGCCGCAUCGCAGCGCAGCGCAGGCAGUGCCAUGGAGACGCGGCGACGCCGUGCUCGCGGCUGUUCGCAGGCAGCGCGGCCAUUGCGAGCGCGCGCGCACGCAGCGGUGUUGUCGCGCGUGGGGGUGCAAUUCGCCCUGCUGGCGGUCAUAUCGCUCACUCAUCGUUAUCCUCGCUGCAGUUCCGGGCGGUUGGACGUGCCAAGCGCAGGCUGCGCACUCUCGACGUCGACCUCGCAGCAGCAUGCGCACCAUGGCACGGCUCGCCUGCCGCCGCCGACGGCUGGCUGCACACCUCACGACACCACGAUGUCAUCGCGAGGCAUCACCACGGGGCCCUCUGCGCGCAACCCUCGCGCUCCUGCGCACCCUCUCCUGCACCUCGCCCACGACCGGCGCCCGCCGAGCGUCAUCCGCGGUUGCCAGCCUCGCUCGCCGGUGCACCACGCGCCUGA